CUGAAAACUUAUCUGAUAGUGAGAGGAAGUGAUGGAGAAGAGGAGCAGCGUGUUGAUAAUUGGAGCAACCGGAAGAUUGGGUUAUCAUUUGGCCAAAAUUAGCAUUGAAAAUUGUCAUCCCACUUUCGUUCUCAUAAGAGAUUCAUCUUCCAAUGACCCAGACAAACAACACAAGAUUCAGUAUCUCUCCAGUGCUGGUGCCACCCUCCUCAAGGGAUCACUGGAAGAUGAGAAGAGUCUUUUUGAAGCAGUGAAGCAAGUUGAUGUGGUUAUUUGCUCGAUUCCAUCUAAGCACGUUCUUGACCAGAAGCUUCUUAUACGACUUAUCAAACAAGCUGGCUGCAUCAAGAGGUUUAUUCCAUCAGAAUUUGGAGCAGAUCCAGACCGAACUCAGAUUUCUGGCAUGGACAACAACUUCUAUUCACGUCGAUCUGAGAUUCGACGUCUCAUAGAAGCAGAAGGCAUUCCCUACACUUAUAUCUGCUGCAAUCUAUUCAUGACCUAUUUACUUCCAUCGCUUGUCCAGCCAGGCCUAAAGACUCCUCCAAGGGAUAAGGUUAUAAUUUUUGGGGAUGGAAACACAAAAGGUGUCUUUGUGAAGGAUGUUGAUGUUGCUGCUUUCACAAUUAGUGCACUGGAUGAUCCACGUACAUUGAAUAAAGUGUUACAUCUCAGGCCGCUGGGAAACGUUUGCUCUAUGAAUGAGCUGGUUGAGACUUGGGAGAGUAAGAUUGGCAAGAAGCUUGAAAGAUUUUAUGUACCAGGAGAAGCACUUCUUAAGAAAAUCAAAGAGACUCCUUAUCCAGAUAACAUGGAGAUGAUUUUCAUAUAUUCAGUCUUUGUGAAAGGAGAUCACACAUACUUUGAUAUUGAGUCUUCUGGGGGAGUGGAUGGGACACAGCUGUAUCCACACUUGAAGUACACCACAGUCACUGAGCAUUUAGACACCCUAUUGUGAGAGUUGUCUUUAUUAAACACUUCUUCUAUGAACAAUCCUGUCAUUUUUUUCUUGUGCUUGGGUCACCGUUUCCACUGAGUUGAAUUUAUUUACUCCAUUGAUAAGAUCUAGAGCAAAAGUUAUGAUAUAGAACAUGCAGCAAGAGCUCCUACAUUACCGGUCCAGCUGCAGCAGUGCUUGAGGUAUACAAAACAUGGAAAAAUAGUCCCGGGCUUUGUGUUUUAUAUUUAGAUUUUGUGUCUAAACUUUUCCUAGUUGUUGCACUAAAUCAUAGCGUUGUGUUCAUCAAGCGGUACGAGUUCUUGGCUAGUUUCUUUUCCAGUCAAGAGGGUGGUAUUCUCCUCCAGAUGUAUUCUUUCAGAUGUUUUCAGUUUUGCAGAUCCUGUUAAUCUAACCAUCCUACUGUAAUUUCUUCCAAGUUGAUGAUACUUCAAUUAUUUGAACAUGUAGAAUGGAGCGAUGAAACCCAACAAAUCUUCAUGUUAUAUAUUUCUUUGUUGAUGUUGAUGGACCAUGGUUGUUGAUGUUGAGAUUUAUACGAUUGAAAGAAGAUUUAGUUGGUUUUUUAGGAUAGGGUUUUUGGAUUUGUACAAUUUAUUAUAUUGGGUGAUUCUUAAGUGUUUGAGACGAAUUUGUUGAGAAUUUUUGUGUAAUAAUAGAUGUAGAUUUGAUUGUUGUUGUUUUGGAUA
Mangifera indica (mango) is the source of this 1647-nucleotide messenger RNA. Its product is annotated as probable pinoresinol-lariciresinol reductase 3. Lineage: Eukaryota; Viridiplantae; Streptophyta; Magnoliopsida; Sapindales; Anacardiaceae. Gene Ontology annotation, molecular function: oxidoreductase activity. The record is from RefSeq and is a predicted model, not a curated record. Bases 32 to 958 code for a protein of 308 amino acids. The transcript is spliced from 5 exons.